Molecule: messenger RNA, 18419 nt
Organism: Procambarus clarkii (red swamp crayfish)
Lineage: Eukaryota; Metazoa; Arthropoda; Malacostraca; Decapoda; Cambaridae
Gene: tweek
Product: transmembrane protein KIAA1109 homolog tweek
Biological process (GO): synaptic vesicle endocytosis
Source: RefSeq, a predicted model, not a curated record
AGGCUGGUGGUGGUGGUGGUGGUGUUGUUGUUGUGAGAGGAGGUGAUGAUGGUGGUGGGGCAGGCUCCUCCCUCACCACACCUGUGGCACUCUACCUCACCUUACUUCACGUGGAUAUGUUAGCCUCCUCCACCACGAUAUUAUUAACCAUGUAACGACACCAAUUGGUCAUUAAGGUACAGUACAAUGGAUGUGGAGAGCAGGACCAGCGGGGAGGUGCUGGAGGAGGUGUUCCUGGAGACAGCCAUAGAGGGUGCACCUUUCAUUGACAAUAGCUCCAGCUAUAACUUGAAUACUGUCUUGGGGGAUCUGAAUAAUCCUGACCUGGGGUACUUGGUACUGUCCCUGCUGGUGGCCAUAUCCUGGUCUGUUUACAUCAUUCUCUUCAACUCACGGGUCCAGGGAAGCAUUUUGACUGCAAUCCUCCGUAGAUUUGUCAAAAGUGGAGAUCUGACAAUAGGUUCAUUUUCGCUGUCUGUAUUGUCGGGCAAGAUCAUGUUUCGCAAUGUUGUGUAUGUAACGGAAGAUUACAGCCUCCGCAUUGUUGAUGGAAUCCUCAAGUUUAGAUACUGGCUUCCCUAUGUGAAGCGUGAACUCUCGGAAGAUAUGUCACAUUGUGACCAUCGAGUGUGGCUUGAACUUAAUGGACCAGAGCUGCACGUCUAUAAUCGGUCACAGUUGUACAGUAGAUUAGAGAAGACAUUUGGUUUGGAGAGUCAACUUGUGAAUGUAAAUAAGACAGGCAAGACUGAGGAGGAAGGAGAAGCAGAGGACACUCAAAAUCAGAGUCAGGACAUGAGCUUUUGGCAGGAUUGGAGGGAUUUGAUCCCUGUCAUUAAGAUCGAUCUUAAUAUGGCCAGGUUUGUGUUUGGCAACCGUUUGGUUGCAUCAACACUCCUCCUGACGACUGACAAAGCAGAGUGCCACUAUACAACCAAGCCAGCAGCCUGCUCCCUUGACUACUUCAUGCAGGUGUUCAUAUCAAAAGCAGAGAACUUUAGGGUCAUCCUUGCUCCAAGCCCAAAAUACACUGGUGUUUUGGACGAGCCACCACGUUACAUGGGGGAAGGUUUUGUGGUAAUGUCAUCAAGUCUCGUGCACUUCUAUUACUAUGUGGACGAGCCAGGUCCUGUGCCAGAGCACCCUCAGACGAUGCGACUUCCAAAUGGAGAUGAAGUUACUGCUACAGCCCCUGUGUGGGGUCUUGAUAUAAAGUGUGCUAAGGGCACCAACCUCAGCUAUGGUCCAUGGGCUGACCGUCAGCGAGAGCAGUUGUUUCGCUUCUUCUUCCCACAAGAUUAUCAGACGGCUAAGAUGCCAAAUGCACCAGUACAUGGGGAGUUGCGGAAGGUUCAGCAGUUUGACUUGCGUCUCAGCAUACUGACUGAAGCCACUAUCGACAUUCUCUUUUCUAAGGAAAAAGAAACCAAUGCUGUCCACAUGAAUGUCCAGCGAGGGUCGUAUUUUGAGAUGACACUUCCUUGGACCGUUUAUGAGGAUGGCUAUGUAACCAAGAUCAGGGGUCAGCUCUUCCAUGUGGAUGCGUCGACCAGUUUACAGUACCGUAGUCUGCUGGAGGCAGAGACGCUGGACUACGGGGUGACCAUCCGCUACCCUUGUGCAUGGAACCAUCACCAGACUUGGGACAUGCAGUUUAGCAGUAGCAAAGCUACUUACCACUUCCUCUAUGCACAUAAAGAAUUUUUUCAAGAUUUAAUUGAGGACUGGUCUUCCCGUGUGCCACCGGACUUGCUCCACUUUGUGCCAUACUCGUGGAAUUUUGUCCUGAAGCUGCAACAGUUUGAGCUUGUCACUCUUGCCAAUGGCUACAACUGGGUAGACUGCUCCUCACAACAUCAGGCUAAUGCUCAUGUGGCCUUCUGUGGGAAGUUGUUUGAGCUCAAAUUCUGUCUACCGUUUGUUGACUUUCUGCCCGAGACGGUCCUCCUCAAGUUUGCAAUAAUGGCCGAGACGGUGGACCUGAGCUUGUUCCUGCCACCGUCCAAUACUUCACGGAAUAUCAUCACGGCUCUGGACCGAAAUGCUAAACUGGUAGACAAGGAAGACAGACCCAAACAAACAUUUUCCAAUGAUAAGUGGAGGAAAUUCUGCAAACUCAGCGCUGGGUGGGUUGACUGCUGGCAGGUGCCGGAACUAAAGCUGAACAUUGGCUACACCUACCAUCCAGUUCCACCCCUGGGACCCUCGCCUCAGGCCAAUGUGUCCACCCCAGAAAAGGAGGAGCUGCUUCUGUCUCCCAUCAGGGCUCCUCACCGCAAGAAAUCGCCCAUGGAGAUUAUAAAAAAUAUUACUCCUGAUCAGUUUGAUCCAACAUCAAUGACUCCAGACUGCUUUAGCGUUGAUCUGCACAUUACUCAAUCAUCGGAGAUUAAAUUAUAUGGAUCUGUUCUUCGUCAAUUCAUACACCUCAAGGAAAAUAUAUUUGGUGAAGAUCAGAAGUUCACAGAUAUGAACCAGACACACAUAGAUGAAGAUAACCCCGCUGAGUUGAGUCAACAGGAGGAAUCCAAAUCCAACAGUCUGGCCGAGGAAAAGAAGCCAGAGUUUGAUUGUCGCAAAUACCGCCAGUUUAGGGUCACAGUUUACAUAGAUAUAAGAAAUGUUCUGGGGCAUCUUGUCAAGGACUGUACUGAGAACGAUCCCCCAUGCCCAACAGUGGCACUGGAUCGUCUAGUGUUUGAAAUGGACAAGAGGUAUUUAGAGACGCAGCUGCAGGUUGUGGUGUCGCCCCUCAUACUUACAACCUUGGACACCAACCACAGCAGACCUCCUGCUCAUCAACACCUUCACACUGGCUUCCUUAUGUUGUCUGGGUUACAGAUGCGAGGACAUGCCAUGUUCAGUUCCGAAGAGCGUUCCCUUGAUGAGGAGACUCUUGAGUAUGCGUGGCUUGUUGAGUUGACAGUUGGUACACUCAGUGGUAAACUCUCGACCCCUCAGCUGCAGAACAUAAUGACAGCAUUAGAAGCAUUUAUACUCACUGUUGAGGACAUGGAGAACAGUCUGCGCCAUCCACGGCCCCACAUGUUCUGUUACCACGGCACCCCACAGCCACAGUGCAUUCAUACCACCGCUGAACACUUCUGUCCUACCACUGAUGUCAUAAAGUAUAAGAUGGUGCGAGCCUCAGUUGAUGGCCUCUCCCUCAAUCUUGUGGAGAGUGGCACCAUUCUUGGCAUUGAGAUCUAUCCCAUUAGAGUGGCAACAUGCAACCUGCAUGGCCAGCACACACGGUCUGGUAUCACUGCCCAUAUUCAAAACAUCAGUGCUCGAAAUUACAUAUGUGCCCAAGAUGGACUCAAGGAGGGGGGCGGCCGAGGUGAGGCUGCGUCCAUGUGUGGCACAUCUACAAGUGGUGCUGGCGGCCUAGGUUUGACAGACGUGUAUUCUGACGAUGUAUGGUUGGAGGCGGCGGCCAUUACACUUGGUCCCGUGUAUGUGGAUGCUGCAACCAGCAUGGAUGUCCUCCACCAUGACAUGCAAGUCAUACAACACAAAUUUUUGAAACUGCACGACGAGAGCACAAAGAGGCUGUGGUUCCUGUGGCCUCAAGACGUGACAAAGGUGUCGGCACAGGUGUUUGGCAAGUGUGGCUGUGUAGGCGGGUGUUCCUUCUUCAACAACAACAGGAAUGGCUUGACUUUUUUCAAGCCUGGCAAGCAGGAUUUCUAUACGGGUGUAAAUGUUGCUCAGUUUAGAGUAAAUGAUUCAAUGGAAGGUCCAGGUUAUGGCCAAAGCAUUUUACAAGAAAAUCAGUUGGUAUUUCAAGUUGGGGCUUAUUCUGAUCUUGCUCACUCCCAUUAUGACUCCAGCUCUGGAACAAGCAAGGAUCAAUAUGCUCUGAGUUCAGGAUACAUCAAAAGUGCAUCUCCAGCCACUCCAGCAGAUGCGCACGCAUCACGAGGGAGCAGUUCACUGCACCACAGCUCUGAUGCACAUGGCACCGAACGACUGAAUCCUCGUCACAAUUAUCAAAGAGAAGUGUCAAUUACUAGUCACGAUUCCAACCCUCAUGUGACUGAGGUGGAGCCAAGGGGAUCUGCAGGUCCUGGAGAUUCCAGCACCCUUCGUGCCACAAAAAAAGAUGUAGUGCUUGGCGUCCCAGGAGGCGCAGACGGUCUCUCAACUCCUGGUAGUCUGUCUGAUUUACGACGUUCUGUUGAUAAUGUGAAUUCUGGUCGGCAGAGUAAAAUGCCAUCUAGUUUGUCCUUGCAAACAGAGCUGCCACUCCAUGCUGCCAGUGGACAUAGGCUUUCUGUAAGUGGAAUGCGAGAGUCCAACUCGCGACAAUCUCUCUCUAGCCAACAUAGUCUAUUGGCCAGUGUACAAAGAACUGUUUCUGUUGGUAGUGAGACCCAAUCUGAGGCCUUCUUCUCUGCUGAUGAGGACCAGGUAAGUAAGAUGACUGUGAUUGGUAAUGGGGAAGGAACGUUGUCACGUGUGUCAUCUCAGCUCAGUCUUCCAACGGUGCCUGAAGACCAGCUCCAGCCACACUCUCACUCUGACAGUCACUCAAGUCAGACCUCUACACCACCCACUCCCCAGCAUGACACAGGAAUGCUUACCAUAAAUUCAAGUGGUCAUUAUAGUGUUGAAGAGGGCCGCAAAUGCAGACCCAGCUCUCGAAGUAGAAGCAGACACAACAGCUCCAAGAGUAAUGUCAGUAGCAGCAGUAGCAGCAGUAGUGGACAAAGUCCAGGUCUAGACCAUAGCCAGGCAUCACUCAUACACUCACUUGCCUCAGAGUCUUCAAGAGCAUGGGAGAGUGAUCAUCCUGCAAGAUCUUGGAAGAAAGCGGACAGAAUCCAGGCAUCUCUUGACUGCAGUGGAGACAGCAGCUCUGAGGUGGGCAGUGUCUCCAGCACCUCGUUUAUUUCAGCAGUGUCGUCCCAGGAGGACAUAGCCCUGGUGGACUUACAUAUGCAGCUCAACAAGCCUAUCACGGAUUCACCGCUGCUCAUGUCCUCAUACAUCAAUCAUAUGACUCAGCUGCGGUGCCUCAACUGGGAUGCCCCCAAUCCCAGUUUCCAGUCCAACACUAACCAAUCCACAGAGUUCCACACUCCAGUGUUUGAGAAGAUAAGCGAAGGGUUCACAGCCAUACGAAUGGUGGAAGGUGGGAGGUAUGGCCCACCACGGUCACCUCCCCCAACAUCUGGUCGCACCCCAUCACACCCCUACACCUGGGACACACCCAUAUUUACCUGGGGAGACACUCAGGAGGAGCAAAGUCAUGAAGACUCACAGGAUGUUGUUGGUGGAGUGUGUGAUUCCAACACCACCCGCACCACUGUUGUCAUCAAACUGAAAAAAGAUGUUGAUAUCAUGCUAUCUCCAAUGGCACUGGAGUCAGCACAGCUCUUUCUUGAGGCACUGACUCCAGUUCUUGAGUCUCUUCACCCACUGUCCAUCGUCAACCAAGCCCACAUGAGGUCUUUGUCAACUGUUGCUGGCCAGAACACUCUGAAGAAGAAGCGUUACAUGUACUGGUCACGCCUCAGGGAUAAAAAAGUUGCUGGAACACCGGAACAAUCGGCAGUCCUUAGCACGACCUAUCAGGAGAGCUGUUUCCAGCAGAUGCAGGGUCAGGUCACAGUACCCAGGAUAAAUGUCACUUUACUUCAAGCUUCAGUAGUAGAAGAAGUGAUCUCAUUCUCUGCUCUGGAUAACAUCCGAGACCUUACGUGCGUGUCUCUCAUCUCUGUGAGCCUCGACAGUGUCAGCCUUCAGUUUUACUCUGGCCACCAGUCAAAGAAGUCUGUACAAAUGUACAUGAGGAACCCACACGAUCCUGUCAUGCAGAAGAAGAGCAAGACGAAAGCACGACAGACUGUGGACUUGUUGGCUGAGCCUGUGUACAUUGAAACCUCUGAGCGACAGCAAGAAGAAAAUAUGGUAUCGGUUGAUGUGAACAAGGUGCACGUCCAGCUACGGCGCCUGAAGAAUGAGAGUGCACUGCUCAAAGAUGCAAGUGUUACAGCCAUACCAAACCACAGGUCUAAGGUACUAUUUAGCUUCCGUCGGUGUGCACGAGGAGAAGACUUUGAUAGUUGUGCUGCUAGUGGAACUCCAGUCAUGGAGGAUGACCGCAUGGGCUUUAUUAUGUUUGAAGCUGGUCUUGAAAAUGUUGCUUUAAGGGCUGUGAAAAGAAAAGGUUUUGGACAGCAAGCAGAGGGAUGUGGAAGGUAUGAUGGUAAUGCUCCAUGCAGAAACCAUGGCCCAGCAGCAUCUGCUGACAGUGGGGCCGGCCCAAGUAGCAGUUCAGCUCCUGGCACUUCCACAACAGAACCCCAGAGGACUGGCCCAGAGCUACGUCGGGAAUUGUCUGAUCGUCUUUGUUCUGCAUCGGUGUCUCAAAUGUCCAACAUAUCUAGUCAUUCAGGCAUAGCUCAUUCUACCUCAUCAGGCAAUGACAGUGUUAAGGAUCUGCCUGUAAUUCAGAUGAAGAGCGACAAGAGAGACAUAACAUCAUUUAUGGUUGAGCUGAGGACUGUUUGGUUUAACUUUGCUGCUCCUCCCCAUACACCCAUCACCAAAAAAAUUGAUUAUACCAGAUUGGACUGGAACCUUCUUAGCACAGCCUCUCCUUCCAUUAAUGCUUGGAUGAACCCUAGUGAUCGACUGACCGUGGCCGUCAUCCAGUUCUUGCACGCUUCUGAGAGCCGCAGAUUGGGUGUCAUGGCGUCUCUUAUGGCCGAGGCAUUGGAUGUGCAGUGCCUUCACGUUCCUGUUAAGAACAAGUAUGAGAAGUUGAUGCCUUUGAGCCAAACUCUUCAGGAAGACCCUUCGUGCCAACUGUGCACUGUGUUGCGCCGCUAUGUGUUGCAGUCGUCGCCACGCAUCAUCGAAAGCAACCUUCUCCCGCCGCAUCUUCCCAAACUUGCUACGCUCAGACAGGGAGUUGUGGUGUUGAGCCGUCAAUGGAAAAAUGCUCUGUACAUGCCACUGUUGAUGGAACAGACAUUCAGGAACAAGCAGACACGACCUACUUGCACCUACAGAUCAAAUGCCGCUCCUGAAGGCCGCAUGACCCCCAGAUUGGACCCCAACAUGAUGACCAGUGAGGUGACUGAUGAGAAAACAACACUACUAGAGGCUGAGGGAGGCUCCCUCAACUCUCGACCAGGUCAUGAAUCAGAUGGCAGCGGUACAAAUGGUGGAGAGGAUGCAACUGAUGGUGUGAUGAGCUCCGAGUCGACCCAACUACCUCCUCGGCGCUCUCUUCCAUCAUACCCCCCGCGCUCCUCUAGGGCUUCAGUGAUCUUGCCCAUCUUCAACACCAAUUUUGAGUCUCCAGCAAGGUUUCCAUUUCCAAAAAUUGGUGGACACUUGUCAUUUCUGCGUGGAGGACAGCAGUCACGGGCUGGACCAACUGGUGACAACCGUAGUGCUGGUAGCAGGAGCUCGGGCUCAGACCACGUGUCGUCCUCCAGUUUAGAAGGUGGAGGAGGAUCUGGCCUGGCAACUCCUGGACGACCUCCUACUGUCAACUGUGAAAAAGACCAUGAGAACUUGUACAACUGGAUGGUACGUCAGCAGGAGUAUGCCCGCACCACAGAUACCACCAGGCCCACGGUGACUUUUCCUCAGCGCGAAGGCGGUUUGAGCCAUUUGAGUGAGGGUGGUAUCGACCGAAGAGACUAUCCUCCUGCCAGAGAUGCCAACAACUUUUUGGAACCUCCACAAAGUGCUCACUUUCUGGAGGCUCAUGUGAUCUUUGAGCCUCUCCUCUCAGCAAUUGGAGUCAUUACUCAGCAGGUGACAGGAGGUGCUCUUGAGCAGCUGGGAUCCAAUUUGAGCAUCACAGGGAGUGUGGAGACCCUGCGUGUUGACAUCAUAGAAUCGGAGGCUUCCAAACAGAACCGCAAGAAGAGAAAGACUGGCGUGCACCCAGGUAACACAGUCGGCACUUCUGGGGACAACUGUGAUACUCCGGGUAAAUUCUUCCUGGACAUUGGGAUUGAGGUUCCAGCCUUCCUCUGCGAGCAUGUUGGGCUUGAAAUUGAUGUGAGUAAAGUAGCAGAUGAUUCACGUGAGUGGGUGAGCCAUCAGCCAACAUUGUUUGUUUCUCGCAGUGCACUGAAGCAACACACAUCAACUAUGGUCCACUUCUCCCUCAAUGUUAACUACAUUGCACAGCAGGUGAAUAUGCCCCUAUUGCGACUUCUUCAUCAGAUCAGUUCCAUGUACCAGAAUGCAAGAGAAACACAGAUAGGACUGCGAGAGCAGAGACCAACACGUACUAAAGAUACUAAUCUUCCAUCGCACAGGAAAGAAGGAUCAUAUUCAGAGUUGCAUGAGGGCGAGUACAAGGGCAAUGAAUAUAGUCUGAGCAUUAGUGAGGAACAGGCAACAGUGUCAUCUCUCGCUGGCAUCAAAGGUCCUCGAGGCUCUGUCGUUUCAUCCUUGUCUGCUCGCAUCUCCCCGCCACCUGCUGCUUCUAGAGCUGCUCGACCACAGAGCUUUGCUCAGAGGCUUAGGUCCUCCACCAAGAUGAGCAAAGCAGGCUACACCAAUCUUGGGACAGAGCGAGGCACCGGAAGUCCCCUGUUCAGCAUCAGCGUGAGUGGCUCGGGGCUGGAGGGUGCAACUAUCUGCUCCUCUGACAAGUCGCCAUUACUAGGUCCUCCUGAAGGUACCACACCCCCACCCGCCAUAACUGCCACACCCAAGUGCUGGCGCAACAUUUAUUACCUCCUGGAUCUCUACACCACCACACCUGAAACUAAGACAGUUCAACAAAGAUCAUCAGUAACAGGCGAUGCAUCAGAGGGAUAUAAAGGUAGUCGGAAAUAUGAUAUUCUCAAAGAAAGUAAGCAACCAGAUAUUGAAAAUGGGCCCUUGCCUGCUGUCUCUCCACCCCCAGUAGUGGCUGACAAAACUAAGGAACUUGGUUUAAUCUCGGGAGAGAGGACACCAUUUGUUGUCUUUGGUCUGGCCAAGAUUCAGCGAACAAAGCUACUUGCAACACUGAGUGGACUCAAGCUGGAGGCUGAAAUGAAUGCUGUUCACUCCUCAUUGACUUUCAGAGAGAAAGUUCGUGGAGCCAGAACACCUGUGAGGGCCACUCAACGAACAACUUCAGAACUCUCGCAUACGGGGCACAUUGGCAGCACAAUGAUUGUUCUCCUUGAAGGCAUUGCUCCCAACCAGCAGACUGUAGUGCGAGUAACAAUCGGAAAGAGCCAAGGGCUUUACUCCAGUCUAUCUCGCAAGACCAAAGAUAAGAAUUCGGCACUUAUCACAAUUGGAGAUGUUCACAUAGAUAUUCCUCAACAUCCAGUCAUCCUUCAUGACAUGAUGACCCGAGGAAGCAAGCAGCUCUCCUCAACACUCAUGGAAUUACGUGUGGCACGUCCAAGUGCUCGUCUAAGCCGAGGAGCCACUAUUGAUGAACCAGACGUGACGGCGUCGCCACGCCCCCCUCAAGAGCCUCCUGGACCUCAGGAACCAAUUCCACCAGAUGCUCUACUCAACCCACUAGUGAUUCAGUUCUCCAUAUUAUUGCAGAGUCUGAGCAUCCAAGCUGCUCUCCUGCCAUCACUGCAAGCCCAGUACCGGAUGGAGCAAGUGUCCAGUUUGGGAAUCACUGGAGCCAAGGCCAAGUUCACUGUUCAUCUGCCGACGCACCAUCUCUCCUUCUCCACAAGACUGCAGGACCUGCCGAGUGAGACCCACCUGCCGUCGUCAGCCAGCAUACAAUUGCCUCAGGUGCACGUGGAGGCCGAGUUAAUUCAAGAUGACCCUGCUCGAACUGACCAGCAUGCAGCAGCUGAUGGUAUGGUACUGCGUGAGGGCAACUACCUGAGUGCUGUGGCCGAGAUUGGUGCACUGGAGCAUAGCCUAACUACUGACCUCCUCAACCACCUCGUCUUUGUCCAGAAAGUCUUUAUGAAAGAAGUAAAUGAAGUAGUACAGAAAAUGGCCGGGGGAGACAAGCCAGUGCCACUGUGGACCGAGGAGGGACCCAGUCAUGUCUCUCAACCUAAGCACCUUCUCUUUACUCUUCAGCUUCGACUUAAGGGCAUCAUUAUCACGGCAACAACACCAACGCAAUCAGCUGUACGGCUAGAAACUGGUGUUGUGGAGCUACAACUCAGUAAUCGAGUCGAGAACAUCAGCCGGCCAACACGCACUUCAGCUGAUCCCACUCAACCCAUGAAAAUAUUUGGCAAAGCACAGGUGGACAUCAAUGUAGCUCUUGGACAGCUCAUCAGAAAUGAUAUGUUUGAAGAAGCAGAGCCAGAGUUUCAACAGUUGGCAUUUUUCCGGACGAGAAUAUGUUUGCGCAAUGCUUUAUACAAUGAGAUGCUUAGUGUUGGUGACGAUGGGGAGGUGGUGCUCAUCACAUUGACACGGCCACUGGUGUGUGUCCAGCCCCUCGCAGUCGACCGAGCUGUUCUUGUCUGGCUCAAUUAUAAGAAUGCUUACGAGUACUGGAGUGAACAGCGUGCCUCUCUCAAUAAGGAGGUGUUAACAGCCACCCAGCAAGUAUUUGAAAAAGUUCCUCAGUUUUCAUCUUUGUCUUCUGCAGCACAUAUCACAAACAAUGUCUAUCUUCAGUUGACUGUAGAUGACAUAGGCAUCUGUCUUCCCCUGAAUCCUUGCCGAACAGUGAGCCAUCAAGUGGACUCGACAGAGACCCGGGAUGCACUUGUGGUGACAUUAGAGAGCACCAUCAUCUCCGCGUGUAACUCUGGCUCUCUGGUGUGUAAAGCUCGGUUCAAGGGCUUCUGCAUGCGCUUUGCUCCGGAGUUUGAGACAAGCUUGGAUGACUGGAAGCCUGACUUCAAGGAUACAACAAUCAAUCUGUGUACAGUUUCUGAGGGAACUUAUGAGGUCUGCAGUCGGACAGUCGCAGGACACUCUGAAAAAGCAGAGAAUGCCAAGUGGCUACUUAACGUUCAGUGGCAGAUGGAAGGUGUUGACCUUCAUCUUGAUGUAAACAUUGGUAAGCAUCUGAGUGCACUGGCUCGCACACUCACCAUGCUUACAGGGGCUCCUGACACCGCUGGACCUCAAGCCAAUUAUGAUUCAGAUGAUGAUGUUGACCACGCUGAUCACGCAUCAGCCCAGCAGGAGUCAUCUUCUCUGAGGAGACAGUUUACUUUUAAUGAGAGUCUUCCAGCCUUCAUAUUUGAUCCCAAUCUGGAUGCUAGACAGAGAGCCAAGCUUCUGGAAAUUGAGAUGAAUGAGCAAGCAAAGACUGUAAAUGACCUCAAGAUGCUCGGAGCAUCUGCAUCUACCAUAGAGCAAGAAAUGCGACGAUUGCAGGAACUGGAAGCGGUCGUAUUCCACGAUUUCCGUCGGGAUGUAAUAAAGAAACUCCGUCGCCAGAGUGUAAAGGCAACAUCUAUGAAGGACCGGUUGGGCCUGGGUCCCAAGCCUCAUCUGAGGUCCAAAAGCUUCAGAGUUCCCUCACCCACUAUUGAAGUGAAGGAACCCCCAAUGAGGUGUGGAAGUCGGGGAAGUAUUGACCAAGCCUCCAUCAGUGUGGACAGCUCGCCGUGCCAUACUACCAAUGAUGCCACUGGCCAGAAGGUUAAGUUUAUGGAUGGAUCAUCUCAUGGCAGACGGCACCUGUCCUUCACCAGUGGUUCAUCAGAUUCCUACCCGACGGAUGAGAUUGACAAUGGUGAUGUGUUCCUGAACUCACCAGGGCAUGCACGUACUCCCACUCCUACUAAUGUCUCUGAUACAGAGACAGAAACUAUUACUAUCACCAAUUUCAGUAGUGACAACAUAAGAACUGCAGUGAACAAAAGUGUUGGUGGUCUGACUGGCUUGGUGACAGUCCUUGACCGUGACACAACUCGCAGUCCUACCGAUGGCAGUUACUUCAGAGAUGAUGGUGCACAGGGAGGCGGCAGUGGCAGCACACCGGGAACAACAACCGGGCCUCUGUCUGGCCACUCUAGCACUCACAGUUCAGGUCCCAUUACACCAGGUGGAGGUCACGGGUCAAGCAGCUCGGGCACGGUCAAACCCCUCGACCCCAGUAUUGACCUGGAGCUGGACGUGCGAGUUUGUAUCAGCUCUGGCAUGUGUAAUCUUUAUACCAAGUGUGUGUCACGGGAAGAAGAGAAGAGAAUGAAAAAGGAACGAAGUUUUUCUGGAGGCAUAUCAGAAACUCCGAGCAGCCCUGGCUCAGUUCGUAAGAAAAAUGAAGCUCGCACCAACAUGUCAAGCGGUAAACUGCGAGCCCCACCUCCACCUUCACUCUCUGUGUCUGCUGAUACCAUCUUCUAUAUCCCAGGCCUCGAUGUAAAGGUUCAUUAUGAGUCGCACAACAUUCAUGAAGAAACUCCAGUUGGGAGUGGCGGCGGUGUGUUUGGCAGUGGCGUGGGCAUUCCCUCGGAAGGCUCCGGGUGGUCACCUGCUGGCACGGCAGGAGGCAGUGGCAGCCUUGGUGGCAGCUCCCGCAAGAGUGGAAUUGGUAGUGGUGGUAUCAAGCGUGCUUCGCUCUUCACUUGGCUAACUUUGCAAAGCAUACAGAGAGAGACUACAGUGAGCCCAAACAUUCUGGAGUUCCUCGAGUUGGCCUUGGAGCCACUGCCUGUACCCGAACCUCAGCACAAAUCUCCAGCCGCAUCUCAAGAACGUGAACCAGUGUUCAAUGUGGAUGUUGACACUUCAGGAGCUCCCGGUGGUGGUGGAGUACCUUAUGUUUAUGCAUCGUUUCCUGUUGAUGUUGUGGUUUACUUUCAUAUGCAGCCAUCAACUAUUCGGUUCUCUUGCCAACCAGUUUCCCGUGUGGAGUGUCUCCUGCAGUUACCAUCCCUCAACCUUGUCUUCUCAUCAAAGAGGGCAGAUGAUGGAUCAAUGGCAGAUUUAGCGAGUAAGCUGCCAGCAACUAUCGGAGGAUUAAGUGUAACUGGUGUCCUGGAGGACUUCUCACUGUACGUCUUCCACCCAUAUGGGGGAAAACAGCGUGGCACCUCAGGAGCUCCAUAUUUGGCAUCCUCUCCCUUGGCAGCCCUUACAGACAGUGAACGGAAGGAUUCCCUAAGUGUCAUGGUGGAAUUUGUAAAGUUUCACAUAUCUAGGUCACGUAAGAUUAACUUCAAACCAGAACUGGGCACGAAAAUGAAGGCAGCCAACAUUGCAGACUCGGCUAAGGCCAUCAUCAGAUUUUCCACCAUUGUAGACAUUGGAGCUGCCCACUUCAAGUAUGACAUGCGGAGACUGACAGAAAUCCUAGCAUUCCCCCGAGCAUGGUACAGGCGAUCAAUUGUGAGGCGAUUGUUUUUAGGAGACUUCACAAGUGGUGCGAUGUCAAGUGAGUGGGAUGAAGCGAGUCCAGCAGCUUCCUCCGGAGAGUCGCCACCCACUCAUAAUGUUUCAACUAAGCGACAUUCGUCAAGUUCGUCAGAGGGUAUUGACACAAAUCGUCGAGAGAAUGGCAGCAUAGACGGCAGUGGCAUCAGGUCAACACCAGCCACAUCACAACUUCUGGGUACUGCCGGUGCUGGUAGUCGUGCACGAGAUAAACUCAGGCUUAAUUUUGAUUCUGAUGCGAACAUCAGAAAAAGCCCUAAACUUACAGGUGGCAAGACAGACGGCAUGAGCGAGGAGGAAACUGAUGUGUUUGGGGCACCACCUGCGGCACCAGAUGUGGCUGAAACAUCUUCAUCUGAUAAAUCAUGUGAAGCAGAUGGAGCAGGAAUGACUCAGACGGCAAAUAAAGCAGGCUCGUGGGAGACUCUGGUGCUUUUUGCCGUCAACUUCACCCGCCUCAGUGUGCAGAUGAACAUGGGCAAUGUGAUGGGCAAUGUUGUCUGGACAACAAAAGACUUCAAAGCCAAUGGAAGACUUUCAAUCGGAAGCACAGGCCACAAAAACAUGUACAUUGGUCUUGGUCUGGGAGGGUCUGGUCUGGAGGCCAAGGGAGGCAUUGUGGGUGGCACCAUUGAACUCUCGGAAAUUAACAUGUAUUUAAAAAUCCGUGAAGACCCGGGAACUGAGCCAGACCACACUAUUGGUGUCAAGUUAUUUGCAUCACAGUCACGCUUAGACUACAUGGGAACCAGUGUACUUAUGGGCAGAGUUUCCUCCUUUGGUGUUACGUUGAGAGAUGAGUGGAAACUUAAACAGUGCGCUGAUAGUGAUGAAGAUACCACACGAAGAGGUGCUACUAUAUUCAUCCUGGGUGACCUGGAGUGGGAUCAGCUGCAGCUCAUCAUCAGCAAGUCCACCACAGCUGACCUGCUAAAGAUGCACCAUAAGCUUGACGAGUUCUUUUCACAGCAAUUUAAGUCAAGCAAGAGAGUUUUCUCCUCCCUUCAGCCCACCAGACACAAAUCGUCUGUCAAACAAAGGCCCAAGGAUGGAAACCGCAAGUUGGCUGGUGUGUUGGGUGUGACAUCAGGUCAGGAUGCUCGUCAUCAUCGUCACUGGCAAGGUGUACUGUACCGUGUGUCUGGUCUGCGGCUCACCACCCUGCCGUUACCCUUGCCAGACUCUGGAACAGUCCUAGGUGGAUCAUUAGAACUUCAUGGCAAAACCAUCUCUCUUGCAUGCUUCCAUGGUGUUAACUUUAGAAGUAAAUCAUGGGCCUUAUUUAGUCUUCAAGAACCAUACAUUAACUUCACCUCAGAAGUGCAAGAGGUUCCUGGAGACCCCCCACGUGACACACACAUUGUGCAGAACCUGACCUUCAGUUUGGGGGUUAUGGAACAGACUCAUGCACAGCAUGUCUCUAUGGCCACUGUCUGCAGGAUUACUAGAAACAUGGUCUUCCCACCACAGUUUCGCACCAUCCAGGAAUGGUUCCACUAUGCUUUCUGUACAUCAGAACUUGACAAUGUAGAUCGGUUCCCUUCCUUGGACCGCAGUGACAGCUUGCCAUCAUCAGAUGGUAAGCGAUCAUCAGCCCGCUUACAGGACCACAACCAUUCCUCAGAGACUGUCUUUGCCUUACCCUCAAUGCAGAUUCACCUUAACACCAAACAUCUGCAGACAGCCAAUACUCCAGACUUUAUGGAUGAUAAACCCAAAGUGGAGUGUUCGCUCGUAACAGAGUUUCAGGAUCACAUAUUUGUUGCGGUUGAUGCGGAGAAUUUCUUCUUCCUCCAUGAUUUGAUCGCUUCAUAUGUGAAGGACACGAAAGAGAAGAUGGCCAGGAAAACUAAAGGGGCUGGUGCUGACAACGAGAACAAUAAGGAAAGUGGAGAGAAGAAGCCAAAGGUGGUGCGGGUGAAUGAACCAACUCAACUCCUUCAACAAGAUUAUCGAGAAUUUACUUGUCCCACCUGGCAUUUGGAACCCACUGUCAGACUUCUCUCGUGGGCAACAAAGAACUUGGAGCCAUAUGGUGUGGACUACAUUCUGCAGAAGCUUGGCUUCAGUCAUGCCAGGACUACAAUUCCAAAAUGGCUCCAACGAGGGUGUAUGGAUCCCUUAGAUAAGGUUUUGUCCUUGCUAAUGUUCCGUAUGAUAGCUGCCAUAUAUGACCAUGACAGUGCCAACAGGUAAUAGAUACAAUAUAAGAACCAAUUAGAAAACCUUCCAGCAUUCCAUACUUAACACUAUUUGUUGUGAAUAUUGGUCUUUUGAAAAAUUGACAAGUGAAAUCUCUUGAUAUUCGAGUACCAGCGAACACUGGCUCUCUAAUUAUGAGGAUACAGAGGCUUGGUGGUUCACUGCAGUCCCAAGCUCAUGCCCCUGAGCAUGGCUCAUUAUAAUUCUGUGUGUAGUUCCUUAAUAUUAUUAGGAGAGUAAAUACCACAGUGUAAUACAGGUAUCUUGUAUUUUCAUUACUGUACUAGGACACAUUUGUCAUACAGUAAUAUAACAAUUUUUAUUGAAAAUAUUCAAUCUAACAAUGUACACUAUUACAAUUCUGAAUAUCGGCUACUGUUGUUGUUCAUUAAUAAUAAUAUUUGAUGUAUUUCAAGUCAACAUGAAUGCAUAAUUGAGCUUGUGUGGAUGCAAGACGUGGUGAUGGUGGUCAUGAUGGUGGUGGUCAUGGUGAUGGUGGUCAUGGUGAUCAGUGCUUGUGGAAGACCAGGUUGGUGGCACAUUAUAGUGCCCCAGGCAUCAAGUGCAGUGUCCUCUAUCAAACCUUAUGCUUUAAUGACGAUAUUACAUACCAUUAUCAAUACACCUUAAGGCAAACAAGAAAUUACUUUUGUAUUAGGAAAGUUUGAGAAUAUGGUACAUAAAAUCCUAGCCUUCCUUAGGUUGGAUAAAAUUCCUGGUUUAAUAGAAACUUGUGUAUACAGUAAUCCAAAGUGGAUUUGUUGUAAAUAUAAAAGUAUAUCAUAAAUUUUUAGGCAAUUAUUAUUGCAGCUCUUCAAGAAUUACUUUGCAAGUUGUAUGUUAAUCUUCCACAAAUUUUGGUUCUGCUGGUGAUUUGUACAUCUUUUGGGUGUUCUGGUCUGCCCAGUGGCACUUAGUCUAUGGCAGCAUAUUUACUUAAUUUUUGUCCUCAAGUUCAUAAAAUGGACAGGUCCUAACCAACAUGUCUGUUUAUACUCUUCUCUUUACUCGGUGUGUAAAUGAGUUCUUCAAAAUUGUAUAUCUCGCAUUCCUUUGGUAUUCUUGGUAAUGUUAUACAGACCCACACUUAGUCGUGGCCUGUACACACUUGGUUGUGGCCUCAUACAUCCCCCACACACUUGGUCAUGGCCCCAGACAUCCCCACACACUUGGUCAUGGCCCUGUGGCCCCAUAUAUCCCCACACACUUGGUCGUGGCCCCAUACAUCCCCAGACACUUGGUCGUGGCUCCAUACAUCCCCACACACUUGGUCAUGGCCCCAACAUCCCCACACACUUGGUCGUGGUCAAGGUAUACAGUCUCAUGUAUCCUAAUUACACACACAAACUUUGUCCCAUCAUUAUAUUCACUCACACUGUCUUGUCAGUGUAUAACUAUUUAUACAAAAGGCAACCAUAAUAAGAGUAAAGUUUAAUACUAAACUUAUUUGGGAGGAGACAGUCCGAGAGGGCAAGACUAAUAUAAUUCCAUCGUGGUCAUAUUGACACCCUUCAUGGAGACCGACUUCUUCGGCUGUUUAACAGACUAAAGUAAUUCAUGAUAGUUUGGAAAUAUUUGCUCGAUAUACAUAUGUUGAAUUACAAAAUACAGUAAAUAUCUUUUGGAAAAAGAUAUGAAUAUGAGAGACUUGUAUCAUAUGUGUAUGUGCUUGCCAUGUGUGUAAUUUAUUGUGGGUAUAUAAUCAUAGUUUUGAGUGACGUGUGAUGCUUCAUCAAUACUCAUGUAGUGUAAAAAAAAAAAUGGUCAUAAAUAACCAAAAAUUAAAUUUACUAAUUAAAUUAUUUGUAAAUUUGAAUAUUGUUGUACAAAAUGAAAGUGGCUAAUUUACGAUACCUCAUAUAAUCCAGUAUAAGGCAUGGAUUUUUAGCUUGCAUGUAUAACUAUAUAAGAUUAUACAUUUUUAUUAGAGAUUAUAACAAUGUAUUAAAUAAAUAAUGGGCCUGUACAAUAAAAUUUUGAACAAUUAUAAUUUACACAUUACAGAAAGAUUUAUUUUUAACGUAACACGUCUAGAGUAGUCUGUGAUAUUUCUGGCCUGCAGUAUUUUAGUUUCUCAUAUUUUUUUAAUUGUUGGUUGUUUGUUUUUGCUCAAAGUUCAAGAAAUUUGUGAAUACAGCAAUAUAUUUGUUUUUUGUGGCGUUUUACUGUAAUUAGGAACAUAAUUAUGUAACAGUAUUGUUUUAUUAUCUGCAUUUGAAUUUUAAAUUUUCUUUUAUCAUUCCAGUGUUUUAAAAGAAUAUUUUAAUUAAUGCUUAUACAAAAAAUGCAUUUUCCAAUCUACAUUAUAACCAUCAUUAAGUCAUUAAUUACUAUUUGGUGACGGUUGUUUUGUGGAGACGUGAGUGUGAGGGAGUGUAACAAGCUGCAGUCACUCGCACGCAGUAAACAUUGUCUCGUACACUAACCAUCACUAUGAUGUUUACUUAUACUGUACAAGUGUAUGGAAUAACAAUGAUAUUCGUGUAGACUGUAGUUUAGCUUGAAUGAACUGCUCACUGGGUUAUUCAGAAGAAAAUGCAUUUAUGUAUUUUAUUUUAGUAUUGUUAAUAUAAUGGUCAGGUUAAUAAUUAUAGGAAAUUAAUAACUAUUCAUUGAGAAAAAGCUAUUUAUAUUAAAUAAUAUUUUCCCCCUUUUAAUUCAUGAAUUUAUGAAUGAUAAUUGUAAUUUAAGUAUAACUAGAAAGAAGUGAAAGUUAUGUCAGAAUACAUUAUAAACCUGUGCAUAUAAAAAUAGUGAUACACUUUUGCAAGUGUGAAAUAAUGGGAAAUGAUAUGGGUGCCAUAAUUUAAACUAGGAGCAGAAAUGUAUUAAGAGAUCCCCAACUCUCCGGCCAUUAUGUAACCCCUAUGUCUAGUCAAAUACUAAUGGGCUAACUGUAAAUAAAAACAUUGUUCGUA